CCCCUGGAGACCGGGCUCAUAUCCACGAGUCUGCGUUACCCAUCCUCAAUAUCAUUAACGAGCAACUCACACGGAUGAAGCAGACGACGCAACCCCAACAAAGACGAAUGCCCGAUGACCUUCAGCGCCGGAUCAAUUCUCUAUUCGAUGCUUUGAAUUGUGAAACAUUAUCCAAGCCUGUAGUUGACCAGUUGCUUGUUUUGGCCAGAGCCAUGGAGGCGCAUGACCGAGAUGCCGCAUUGUCUAUACAUGUCGACCUUCUCACUCGUGGCUCGCAGACAGACGACAUUGGCUUGUGGAUGUCGGCGAUCAAGCAGCUCAUUAUUCGCAUGUAAAAGUCUGUUACGAGUCGGCUUGAAAUGUGUUGUUUUACUAUCCACAGGAC
Molecule: messenger RNA, 385 nt
Organism: Suillus discolor
Lineage: Eukaryota; Fungi; Basidiomycota; Agaricomycetes; Boletales; Suillaceae
Exons: 3
Coding region: 75-335 (86 amino acids)
Biological process (GO): endoplasmic reticulum to Golgi vesicle-mediated transport; endoplasmic reticulum organization; COPII-coated vesicle cargo loading
Cellular component (GO): COPII vesicle coat; endoplasmic reticulum exit site
Molecular function (GO): structural molecule activity
Source: RefSeq, a predicted model, not a curated record